UUAUAUAUAUAUAUAUGUGUGUGUGUGUGACAAGGCUGGCCCUUUGAAUUAUAGGCACAACAGAAACAGGAAGAAAGAGUGAGAGAAAUUUGUGGUGAAAGAGUACAGCAGGGUUUGCCACCAUCCCCUGCCGGAGCCUUGUGGAGCUUUAGGUGUUUUGGCUCAAUAAACAGUCACAACGCCCGGUCUGGGAAUCGAAACCGCGAUCCUAUGACCGCGAGUCCGCUGCCCUAACCACUGGGCCAUUACACCUCCACGCUCAUUCACUACACCUUCACCAAAGACCUUAUUGAUAUUUCAAGCUGUCUGGGAUGCAUUGGUUCCACGACGGAAUUCAUAUUCAUAAACAAUACAAAUUUUUUAUUUAUCCAUGGGUUCACAAAAAUUGAUUUACAAGAGAAAACUCACAAUAUAAUCAGACACCAUGAAUUGCAUUUCGAAAAGUGAUGAUGUAACUUUUCAGUGUUGUAAAGAGUGUCUUUCAGGUUCCCUCUACCAAAUCUACUCACAAGGCUUUGGUCAGUGUGAGGCUAUAGUAGAAAACACUUGCCCAAGGUGCCACGCAGUGGGACUGAAUCUGGAACCAUGUGGUUAGGAAACAAGCAUCUUACCACACAGCUAUGCCUGUGCACACACACAUAUAUAUGCAAUGAAUCUGAUUUUUUUGUAGGAAAUCUAUAAUCAAUGACACUGUUGUUCAAAAACGCAUGAAAUUUAAAUAUAAAAUUACAUAUAUUUUAAAUAACUGGUGACAAUCUUUCCACUCUCAGUGUAAUCCAUUCUUACUACUGCCUGUGUAUUAUCCAUGAUGAAGCAAUUGCCACAUCCUUUUGCCUUUUGCUGUUAUGUUCUUUCAAAUCUAAUGGUAGACAUAUAGAACAUCAUGGAUUUCACUACACCACCAUCGUGCAACAUUUAUGUUUGUAUAAUAUAUCCUAUACCCAAAUAUAAACCCUUCAUUUUUGAUGGGUACUACGCUAGUUAACUGUAUAUUCUUAUUAGUUUUAUAUUCUGGUGAAUUUAUGUCUGUGAAAAUAAUUGUACAUAAUACUUAGUCCCUAUGGAAAUAUUGUUUGUUAUUGUGAAUAACAUAAUAAAAAAAUAAUUUGUAAUUUGUACCAAAGAUUAAAAUAAUCAAGUUGAAACUAGUCCCUCUUAUCUUUAACAAAUCUAAUAAAAUCCAAGCUGACGAUUAAGGUUGUACUACAAAUAUAUAUAUGUGGGGAAUGAUGUGGAAAUUUACAGAGUAUAAUGUUUAAAUCACUUGUAGCAAGAUAAAUAACUUGUUCAAUCCUGAUUUAAGCAAGCAGCUUUAAGAUCAAUGUGUAGUUUGAAUCUGAUAAAUUCAAAUUUUGAGUUCAAAUAUACAAUUAUGAAUAGAUAUCUACUUCCAGAGAUGCUACGACUUUAAUUAUAUCUAUAUACAUCCAUCGAAUAUAAACUAGAAAAAGUUUAUAAGUUUCAGUAAUAUCAUUGUGAAACCAUGUCACAUCAAACUGGUCAGAAAACUUUACAAACUGGAUGUUCGGAAGGAUUAUCAACUGUUGGUACUGAACAGAAUGCUUCGCAACAAUCGUAUAAUUUAGAUUCUGAAUAUAAUAUGAUUAAAUCCUAUACCCGAAUUCCCUUCAAACUGUGGAAACAUCCAGCAAGUCUGGAUCAAAUAAAACUGAAAGGAUCAAUUGAACAUGCACAUAAAAAAGUUCCAAAACCAAAGAAUAGCAAAAAUGAUAAAGACAAGAAUGCUAUCAAAAGCCCUCAACAUUCUUCAGAUGAUAAACUUUUACCUGCUGUUAAUGUGCACAAGAUAUCAAAAAUAGUUCCUACUUUCAAUGCAUACAAGCUACAGCUUGCUCGUGAAAGAACAGAAAAUGCUAUAAAGCUGAACCAAAUAUUUACUAUUCAAGGAGGCUAUUCGACUGUACGAUACUGUCUACGACAACGUGGCUGGGUGGAAAAUUAUUUUCAAAUGACUAAAAUUUGUAAGCAACCUCAAGUAAAAACCAUUCCUUUGGAUGGUAUUCAAGAUGCUACAGAGGAUGACGCUGAUAAUGACAUUGAUGAAAAUGAUAAUGAUAUUUCUAAUGUAAAGUGGAGGGAAGAAGAUAGGCUUUAUAAUAUAAUGUCCAGAAUGGUCCGAAAUGUGCAACCAUCUUUGAUUUGGGUGUUACAAAGAGAUUAUGUUGAUCAUCAAUUAUUAAACAAAGAUCAAAUGAUUAAUCAUUUUCUGCAAUCAGGAGUAUUUACCACAAAGGUUGGUUUGUGUUUGAAUUUACGAAAUCUUCCUUGGUAUGAUGAAACAGAUCCACACACAUUUUUUCCUCGUUGUUACCUACUCUGUCAUAGUGAAGAAAAGCAAGAAUUUAUUGAUGACUUCAAUCUUACUGCCUGUACAAGCAUUUUAAAAAUUGUCCUUGAGGCAUACUAUUCAACUUCUAGACGAUAUAACAAGGGAUACAAUGAAGAGAUUAGAAAAAUCAUUGCAGCUGAUAGAAGUGGGGAAACUGAAAAUCUUAAUUUCGGAGAAGAAUCAGAAAAAAAAGAUGAAAAGAAAACCAAAAGAGAAAUUCUCAGAUUACCAGCUGACAUAGUUGAACAGGCUGUCAGGUACUGUGAUCUAUUUUUAGGCAGCAAGGAUAAUCAAGAUCUUGAUUCCAGAGUUGAAAAAUCUCUAAACGAAGCCGAACUAGCAGAUUUACGUCAUUGGCAUUAUCACGUUAUACAUUCUGAUUUAGCCAUUGAAGGUGUGACUUCAGCCUUAGCCAACCUAUGUGAAAGCACCUUAAAACGUCUUCGAUUGCAGUGUCCUCAGUUAUAUUUGGAUGGCAAACACAAUAUAUGGAUCCUUAAACCAGGUGCCCAAUCUCGAGGAAGGGGUAUAAGUUGUCAUGAUGAUUUGGAUAGUAUCUUAAAAGUUGAUGAAGGGAAUGUAAUAAAGAAGGAAUCAAAAUAUGUAAUACAAAAAUAUAUUGAACGGCCUUUACUGAUUUAUAAUUGCAAGUUUGACAUUAGGCAGUGGUUUUUAGUCACAGAUUGGAAUCCACUUACUGUGUGGUUUUACAAAGACUGUUAUCUGCGGUUUUGUUCACAACAAUUUACUCUUAAUGAUUUUAAUGCGUCAAUUCAUCUGUGUAACAAUGUAAUACAAAGAAAUUAUAAAAAUGGUCCUCGAGCUAAAGAACUACCUGAAAAUAACAUGUGGACUCAUCAUCAAUUUAAAAAUUAUCUCAGAAUGCAGUCCAGCACUGACUUGUGGGAAGAGUCAAUUUAUCCAAAAAUAAAGAAAGCAAUAAUCUGCUCAGUAAUUGUAUCUCAGGAACUUGUUGAAACCAGAAAGGGCUCUUUUGAACUUUAUGGUGCUGAUUUCAUGUUGAGUGAUGAUUACAUUCCAUGGUUAAUAGAAAUUAAUUCGAAUCCUAGUAUGCAACAUAGUACAAAAGUAACGUCAGUGUUAUGUUGUAAAGUAUUAGAAGAUACUCUUAAAGUUGUUCUUGAUCGAAAAUAUAACAAGUGUUGUGAUACAGGAAGUUUUGAGCUGGGUUACAAACAGAGUGUAAUCAGUUGUCCUCUGUACCUUUGCUUAAACAUGUCUAUUGAAGGCCAAAGAAUGAAGACUCCAACUUCAGUUGGGAAACAAAUUUUGAAAAGUCCAGUAAGAAGUCCAUUAAGGAGUUCAUCCGUAAAUAGCAAACAUAAAAAAGGAAAUGAGUCAAUGCCAAAAGAUACGGAUCGAAUCUCAGGCUCAUUAAAAUAUAGAAAAAACUCAAAAACUGUCAAUUCAAAUUGCCAUUUUUUGAAUGAUAUGAAUACUGUAAUUAAUAUUAAUAGAAGCAAAAUAUGUAAACCCAAAGCUUGUUUUGGAAAAUUUCGAACUAUUAGACCAAAGGAAGAGAAUGGAGAUCAGUCACUACUUGUAAGUACGAGUAUUGGAGAGAGACAGUUUAAAACACGAAAUAGUAAAAAUAUACUUCUUACUCAAAGAAGCAGAAGGAGUCCAGAAAUCAAAUCUUUUAAACAACAGAAUCAUAAACUGUCUCUUACUGAAUAUAGGAGUUCCAAAGAAGCUUUCAAGGCUCAUAAGCAAGCAGAAAAUUUACCAAAGGUACUUGAAAAUAAAAGGCACAACUCCAGAAAAUUGGGAGGAGGGUUAUAGCCAAUUAUAUCAACCCCACUAAUUGACUGAUACUUUAAGAACCUGGAAUGAUGAAAGACAAAGUUGACUUUAUAGGAUUUGAACUCAGAAGGUAAGGAGUCAGA
This is a messenger RNA of Octopus bimaculoides (California two-spot octopus), 4257 nucleotides long. RefSeq names its product tubulin monoglycylase TTLL3. Gene Ontology annotation, cellular component: axoneme; microtubule cytoskeleton. Gene Ontology annotation, biological process: cilium assembly; protein polyglycylation; cilium movement. NCBI's taxonomy places the organism in Eukaryota, Metazoa, Mollusca, Cephalopoda, Octopoda, Octopodidae. The record is from RefSeq and is a predicted model, not a curated record. Gene Ontology annotation, molecular function: protein-glycine ligase activity, initiating.